This is a messenger RNA of Sapajus apella (tufted capuchin), 5081 nucleotides long. It is a transcript of the gene TMEM87B, whose product is annotated as transmembrane protein 87B. Gene Ontology annotation, cellular component: Golgi apparatus; membrane. The coding region runs from base 233 to 1903 and encodes 556 amino acids. The record is from RefSeq and is a predicted model, not a curated record. The transcript is spliced from 19 exons. NCBI's taxonomy places the organism in Eukaryota, Metazoa, Chordata, Mammalia, Primates, Cebidae. Gene Ontology annotation, biological process: retrograde transport, endosome to Golgi.
GAGCCCUGGGCCCUGAGCCCUCAAUCCUGAGCCCUGCCUCCCGGCCCUGGCCCCGCUUCCCAGGCCUGCACCGCGCCUCUCUGCCCAAGCCCAAGCCCCAGUCCCUCCUCCACACCCGAGUCCGAGCCCGGCGUCCCAGAUCCGGACCAGCCUGCCUGGGGCGGAGCUGCACCAGGUGCGGGCCGGGGCGUGGCAGGCUUCUCAGAGCACCAGGUGCGGCUUCUGGGUCAAGAUGGCCGCUUCCGGCAGCUCCGGAGCCGGGCUCCUGCCGUGCCGCCGCCGCUGCCUUCCCUCCGGGGCCCCUCUGCUGCGCGUCGCCCUCUGCCUCCUGUGCUGGGCCCCGGCGGCUGUGCGCGCAGUUCCCGAGCUCGGGGUCUGGUUAGAGACAGUCAACGACAAAUCAGGACCUUUGAUAUUUAGGAAAACUAUGUUUAGCUCUACAGAUAUCAAGUUUUCUGUUAAGUCAUUCCAUUGUUCUCCGCCUGUGAAGUUUACCAUAAUGUGGCAUUUGAAGUAUCAUACCUGUCACAAUGAGUAUUCUAAUCUGGAAGAGCUGUCCCAAAAACAUGAACUUCAUGUUGAUGAAGACUUUUGUGAUCAUUAUUUCAAGAAUGUCAACUGUUGGACAACAAAGAAUGAAAACUUAGAUUGCAACAGUGAUUCACAGGUGUUUCCCUCUUUGAAUAAUAAAGAACUAAUAGAUAUCAGAAAUGUUUCAAACCAGGAAAGAUCAAUGGAUGUGGUAGCCAGAACACAAAAAGAUGGGUUUCAUAUCUUUAUUGUUUCCAUUAAAACGGAGAAUACAGAUGCCAGUUGGAAUUUGAAUGUUUCUCUUUCUAUGAUUGGGCCUCAUGGAUAUAUCUCUGCAUCAGAUUGGCCCUUAAUGAUUUUUUACAUGGUGAUGUGUAUUGUUUACAUAUUAUAUGGCAUACUCUGGCUGAUGUGGUCUGCCUGUUAUUGGAAAGAUAUAUUAAGAAUACAGUUCUGGAUUGCAGCUGUUAUUUUCCUAGGAAUGCUUGAAAAAGCAGUUUUUUAUAGUGAAUACCAAAACAUCAACAGCACUGGACUGUCAACCCAAGGUUUAUUGAUAUUUGCGGAGUUGAUUUCUGCGAUUAAGAGGACAUUGGCUCGCCUCCUUGUGAUCAUUGUGAGCCUGGGCUAUGGCAUUGUGAAGCCUCGUUUAGGAACAGUCAUGCACCGGGUGAUUGGACUGGGGCUUCUUUACUUAAUCUUUGCAGCUGUUGAAGGCGUGAUGAGAGUCAUUGGGGCGAGUGAUUCUGAUCUUGUUCUUCUGGCCAGCCUCCCGCUCUCUCUCCUUGACUCUGGCUUGUGCUGGUGGAUUUUUAUAAGUUUGGCACAAACUAUGAAGACUCUAAGGCUAAGAAAGAACACUGUGAAAUUUUCAUUAUAUAGACACUUUACAAAUACUCUGAUCUUUGCCGUGCUGGCUUCUGUAGUAUUUAUGGUGUGGACAACUAAGACAUUUAGAAUUGCAAAAUGCCAAUCAGAUUGGAUGGAACGUUGGGUUGACGAUGCAUUUUGGAGCUUCCUUUUUUCACUUAUCCUUAUUGUAAUCAUGUUUUUGUGGAGACCAUCAGCAAACAAUCAGAGAUAUGCCUUCAUGCCCUUAAUAGAUGAUUCUGAUGAUGAAAUUGAGGAAUUCAUGGUAACUCCUGAAAAUUUAACCGAAGGAAUAAAAUUAAGAGCCUCAAAAUCAGUUUCCAAUGGAGCAGUUAAGCCUGCCACUUCUGAUAACUUUGAUGAAGAUUUGAAGUGGGUGGAAGAAAAUAUUCCCUCUUCAUUCACGGAUGUAGCUCUUCCAGUAUUAGUGGAUUCAGAUGAGGAAAUCAUGACCAGAUCUGAAAUGGCUGAAAAAAUGUUCUCUUCAGAAAAGAUAAUGUGAUUAGAACCCAUAUAAGUGAAAUGUAGUUAAGCUUGAAGGACUAUCCUUCAUCAAGACUGAAAGUGAGCUUUGUUUUGAUAUUGCAUAGCAAGUUUUUAUUGUGUUAUCUUGGAAGUCUGCGUGUCAAAAUGAAGAAUUCAGGUGGCAGGAGGGUUCUGCAAUCCUUUUAAAGUUGACUCUUGAGUGUCAGUUGAAUGUCUAUUAAAUUGGAUUUGGAAAUAACCUAAGGAAAGUAUUAUGAUAAAGAUCUGCACAGAUGCCUCUUAGCGGACAGGUGGCAGACAUGUGGGUUAGGGUUCUCCCUCUUUUCUCUGGAACAUAUGACAAUUCCAGAUUAAAGAAAAAUGUUUUUUAAUAAACAUGUUGGUCUUUUUUCUAGUCACCUUUGAGGUAGAUAUUGUGAUUCUUCUGGACUAUAGUAUAUCUGUGUCUUUAUGUCUUGGGUUUACUAGAUACAAUAAUACUUUCCUUUGACAUUUGUACUGAAGUGAUUCGAUAUGAAGUAAAACUUGGUUAAUGUUGGAAUAUAGGCAUAUUUAUAGGUUUUUGCAACUCCCCCCCCCUUUUAAAAAUCUGCACAAGGCCCUUGUUUGUGAGUCUCAUGCACAUCAAAUGAUGGACUUAGGUCUUCUCUGAGCUCAGGGGAACACAAGUGCACAGAGUGAGAUGUCUUGAGGGUCACAACCAAAGAAUUUCCCUCAUUGUCCCUCACUCAGGCCAUGUGUACGUGUGAUGCUGCUGAAUCUGCCAGGGCGGAUGGUGGCCAUAUGGCUCCCCCAGAGCACUUCCUACGCAGCAUACUGGGAGACCCAUUACUGGUGAACUUCUUGGAAAUUAGAACUGUAUCUUUUGCAUAAUGUUGGCAUAUUACAUUUCGUAUUAAAAACAUAUAUUUAGUUGCAUGCUACAUCAUUUUUGAUUUCAUAAUUAAUUUCUUAAACUUCAACCAUGUUUUAUACCCUAUUUUGUUACAUCAUAUAUUUGUAAUGAGUAAUAUGAAAUCUUUUGCUUUAAUUUCUUUUUUACAAAUGUAGAAUGUUCUAAACUUGAAAGGCAAUUGAAUGUAGUAUGGUGAAAAUGUGAAUGUUUUGCUGCUUUCAUCACCAAAGAUACAGGGCUAGUGGACAUUUAGAAUAGUAAUUAAAGAAUCUUGAAUGUCUUUUCUUUGAAGGAGUUCUAACCUUGUAAAUUGAGAAUGACUUCAGAGAAUUUUGAUUAAGAAAACAUUGAAAUUUGAACCGGCACAAACACUUAAACAUAACCUCCAAUUUUUUUUACUGUGAAGCCACAAAGCAAAUUUUUUUCUUUUUCUUUCAAAAGCCUACCUUCUGUAUUUAUUUCUUGUUUACUCAUUUCAGAGAGAGUAGUAAAGAAGAUCUAUUUCUGGCAGUCAUAUCACUUGAAAGAUAUUGGCAAAUGUAUUUUCACUCCUGACCAUGUGGAAAGUGAACAGUGUUGGCAAACAUUGCUGAGAAAGCCAUACUUUUCAAGAUGCCCUUACUUUGGGAUAUCCUUCCUAGGGAGAAAAAAAGUUUUAACAAUUGUGAAUUCCAUUUCUUAUUUCAGUUUCUGCUGCAGUAACGGGUUCCCAUCCACUGCAGUUCCCAGCAUUUAUGUUCUGGUAUAUUCUCCCCUUAGUCCAUUAACAUUUUUAUGUAAUACCCCACUCCCCAAGUUUUGAGACAGAAUGACCCCCUACUUAUUACAUGGCUGUAGUUGAAUUUGAAAAUGUGGAAUAUUGGGCUUGCAGGCAGUAGGAGCUGCAAAUCUGGUAGAGUGGGAGUGAGGAGUUAAUGGUGAGUACGAUGAUAAGGGAAACUGCCUCUGACAGAACCGCAGUAAUGUUUACCAAAACAUGUCUUUCUACAGCUGGUAGCAUAGUUAAUGCUACCUCUGUAGCUCAGCUGCAGGCUGCACUGCAAACUUUUCUUCCAUCCAGAGAAAGCAGAAUUCCCUCCUAGUAGCCUUAUCACAAAUAUUGUUUCUCAAAGGGCAUGUGCUGUCUGUCAUCUUCAGUGAUAUUUGUGCCAUCUCUUGAUGGCUGAUGACCUGGAUCGAGUAUUUCUGUGGAGGGCCUUCUUAGGCCCCUCACAUACAUGAGAAGGGUACUCUAGUGCCAUAGCCAUAGUUCACAGGAAGGACUCCGGGGGAAGUUAUGCGUAGGGCCACUGAGCAGCUCAUCAUCCUUGCUUCUGCACGAAGUUUCCAGAAACUGGCCAUCAGGGCCUCUGAGGCGCUCAAGUCAGUUUACUUUUAGCAUGCCAGCUAAAAAUAAAGACGGGUCUCCCUGUUAGUGAGGGAAUCUGAGGAUACGGGUCCGGUUUGAUUUUUUUUAGGCAAAAUGCUUAAGUGUUCUGGUUAUGCCAUUUAUAUUAGAUUAAUAUGAUGUGUGAAAUUUUCUUAAAAGGGAAUUUUCAUGAUUUGAUUUAGAUUAGUAUUUAAACAUCUGCUUUAGAUAGCAGUUUUACUGCAGAAAUAAGGAAAAAUUGGUGAAUAUGUGAAUUUUUUAAGCCUGAGAGAUGAUAGAAUGUUCCCAUAUUUUUCCUGUAAAGAAAAUAUUUUAACUUACACACCCUGUAGAAAAUGCCACCCUUUCCCCUUGUAUUACAGUACAAUGUUUACACUACUAUACUGUCAAGACAAAGUAUGAAAAAUGUACAUAUACGUUUUGAUUUAUAUAUCCUUUUUUUAAAAAAAAAAAGUUUGAGUCUAUUGCACUAGGCUGUACUUGACUAAAUUUUGGACAGAUGCUGUGUUAGAUUUAUGAUCACUAGUUCUGGUACUUGUGUCUUUGUAUGAUCAAAGCAUGCAAUAAACAGUACAAAGCACCAAGCCUUAUACUUAGAAGAAGUGUAACAUUGGUUAACAUACUGGUCAAACACAUUGAAUGUAUAUAAGUGGCAAAACUAGAUUUGUAAGGAACUGUACAUUAUAAUAUUGGAGCUCAGUACAGCAUGAAGAAACUUCUUUAAAACUAAGAAAACAUUCAUUUAUUUGGGGAGAAAUUUUAGGAGUGUAAGAAGUUUUAUUUUUCUAUUUUAAAAAGUUAAAUUGUUCUAUAAUUUGGAAGAAAUUUCAUUGAAUGUAAGACAUAACUGAAUGAUUUUCGUUUGAAAAAUUUAUGUAUUUUGUGCCUUAAUAUUUUGUUCUUUUAAUAAAAGUCUUCUGAAAUUUUGAA